Acytostelium subglobosum LB1 is the source of this 2022-nucleotide messenger RNA. RefSeq lists its product as hypothetical. NCBI's taxonomy places the organism in Eukaryota, Evosea, Eumycetozoa, Acytosteliales, Acytosteliaceae. Bases 1 to 2022 code for a protein of 673 amino acids. Gene Ontology annotation, cellular component: MICOS complex. Gene Ontology annotation, biological process: cristae formation. The transcript has 3 exons. The record is from RefSeq and is a predicted model, not a curated record.
AUGUUGUUGAACGGUACCAAGAGGUUUAUAUCAAAGGUUGCGACACCAUCACUGUUGAACCGAUCAGUUGCAUCGGGAUCGGGUGUGAUCCAACAUUAUGCAACCAUCACACCAACACCUGGCCCGAACAAAGGUACAUCGGGUGGUCAACAGCAGCAACAACAGCAGAAUCAAUCAAACAACGACAACAAUAACAAUACAUCGUCAACAGGCAACUUUAAGAGAUAUUUGCUAUUGACUACAGCUGCUGCGAUUGUAGGAGGUGGAGCAUACGUAUACUUUGAAUACCUAAAGAAUGAGGACUUUAUGUUCUCAGGCGCCCUGCCAUCAGUGCCCAAAGAGGCCAUGGACAAGUACAAAGAGAUGCACUCAAUGUUAAGAGAAAGUGGAUCAUCAUCAUCAUCACCAUCAUCAACAACAACAACAGAGCAAGCCAUUGAGAAACCAAUCAAAUCAAUUGUUGCACCAGUUAUUGCUGCAGCUACUACAGCAGUGGCAGCAGCUGUGGAGUCCACACAACAUCCAACAACAACAACUGAAUCAUCGACAGAGAAGAAGCAACAGACAUUGGAUACAAAGAAGAAAUACUCUGAUGACAUUGUCACUGAUGAGCAUCAGAUUGAAUGCCGAGGCCAGGAGUCUGUUCUCAUUCAACCAACUACAACCUCAUUGCCAGGCUUAGAGGUGGCGCACACUCAUGUGUCGGAUUCAUCCUCCACCCCCGCUGCCACUACCACCACAAUCGCCUCUGCACAUGAUCCAGUAUCUGAUGCAGUGACCACUGCCGACGUCAUUGUUCAUCGCAUUGAUGAUAAGCUGGCCACUAUCGAGAGUGCAAUUGGUGAGGCUGUUAAGAAUGUCACUCAUCCAGAAAGGAUAGAGUCUACUGCCAACUCAGCAGCUGAGGUCCUUAAGACUCCUGUGCACUCAGAGGAGGUGGUAUCCGUUGUGGAGACACCUGUCAACAUUGACACAUCAUCAUCCGAGUCAUCCAAUACCAUAACAACCAUCCCAAUAGAGACUGCCGAGGCAGCAGUGGCAGCAGCUGCAACAACAGCGGCGGCAACUGCAUCAGCAUUGUCAUCAGUGGCAUCAAACGAUGCGACUGAGGCCGCACUCAAGUUAUUGGAGCAACAGUACAUCAAUCAGAUCAAGAUGUUGUUACAAGAGAAUAUAAAGCUAAAGGAUGAGAUUGAAUUGUUGAAGAACAGCGAGGAAUCAUUCGCUCAGAUGACUGAGCAGAAGCUGAGAAAGCUGUAUGAGGACAAGGUGGAGAAUAAUCUGCGCGAGUUGACCGAUGACACGCUGAAGAAGUUGCAAGAGAUGGAGACCACGUUCAAGGACAAUCUGGACCAGAACUACCAGACAAUGGUGGCUAGUGUUCAGAGACAGCGCGACAACCUCACACAGAUAUUCACCAGCCAGCAAAAGGCGAUUCAGAGUGGCGAGCUUGAGAAGAAGUUGGUCAGCACAAUGACACUCACAUUGGUCGAGCUCAAGAAGGUCAUGAACAAGGUUGUACCAACACCCUUUGUCCAGCAAUAUGCCACGCUCAAGGAGCUAGCCAAGUCUGACGACCUGCUCAAUUCACUGCUUCGCAACUUCCCCGCCGACAUCCAAAACAAGGGUGUCGCCAGUCUGCAUCAGUUGAAGGAGCAGUUCCAUCAAAUUUCACCAAAGGUGCGCGAGAUUGAUCUUCUGCCCGACGACACAUCGAUCAUUGGCAGAGCCUUGUCAAUGGUGGCCUCCAAGCUUAUUCUGCCUGAGAAGGGCAUGGUCAAGGGCACAGACACUGGCUCCACACUGGCUCGUGCUGAGGAGUUCCUCAAGCAGGGCAACCUGACCAGCGCUGUCAAGGAGAUGGAGUCGAUCGCCAAGAGAAACCCACAAAUCGAGGAGUUGACCCACGAGUGGAUAGCCACUGCCAGGAAUCGUGUUGCCGUCGAGGACAUGGUCAAGUUGUUGGAGGUGAAGCUCAAGCAGGUGUCUACAGAGAUCAAGGGAUCAUCUUCAAGCAAAUAG